This is a messenger RNA of Colletotrichum truncatum, 555 nucleotides long. RefSeq lists its product as uncharacterized. The record is from RefSeq and is a predicted model, not a curated record. Gene Ontology annotation, cellular component: membrane. Lineage: Eukaryota; Fungi; Ascomycota; Sordariomycetes; Glomerellales; Glomerellaceae.
AUGGAUUGCGAGAGUUUCUUGAACUGCCUUACAGGCCAUACUUCCACACCUCAACAAGGACUCCUUGUGAACGAGAAGCCAUCCGGCAUCAUAACCAAUCAGCCACUUAGAUCAGACGAAGAUGCCGCCUCUGAAUUCAUCGACAUCCUCCGCACGGCUGAGAAGAGCGGCAAAGACCUGCAGCGCCGGCUCAAGAACAUCGUGACAACCACCUCCUGGACUGAGAGUCUCGCCGAGCUCAUCCUUAACGGAGUCGAAACCCUCGUUAGAAACGGCGAAACGAUUGGCCAGAUUGUGAAGGACGCCAUAGAUAAAGCGUAUGAGCUUGCUCACGAACUCUUCGAGUUUGCGAGAGAACACCCUGUUCUCGUCACCAUUGUUGCCAUCGGCGUCUUGGCUAUCAUUUCCCCAUGGGUUCUCGAGGUCCUUGGCUUUGGCGAAUUUGGACCUAUUGCCGGUAGCUUCGCCGCGCGAUGGCAGUCCCUUUAUGCCGGGUUCGUCCCGAAGGGUUCUCUGUUUUCCUUUCUUCAGGAACUUGGAAUGACAUGGACAUGA